UUGGGGUUCUUCUCGCCUUCGAAAGCGCCGUCCUUCUUCAGUGUUUUCACAUUUUCACGUACAGUUCAAUCGUGAGGUUCAGCCUAGUGAGUUCUGUGUAGUUAAGUCGGAAUAUUUCGUAUAGUUCUCGUCGACUGUCGUCUGACAUUUGUUCUUCUAUUCCGAAACGCUGCAUUGAAAUACAAAAAUAAUACAAACUAGAAUAUUCAACAAAACAAAAAACCAAGGAAACGAAAAACCAAUUACAAUUUUAACAAAAUAAUAACUCGCUUCAAAAUAUAUUGCAAAUAUAUCAACAAAUUUAAUCAAAUCAAAUUCACCAACAAAUCGAAAACAAACUCUAUAAAUUCGUUUACUCAAAAACCCAAAAACACAAAACAACCAAAAACCGAUUCAAAUAUAUAACUGUUAAAUCUAAACGAGCAGGCGAUCUACUGGGAAGCGAGAGAGGAAGGGCAUCAGCAGCAGCACUACUACACGCGUGUGUGUUUAAAUACUGGAAAAUACAGAUAAGAUAAAUUAUUAUAGACACUCACGAGUACAUUUAGAGCAGACCAAGCCCAGAGACAGACAACCGCAGAGAAUCAAAAGCACUCCAAGAGCAAAUCAAUAAAACAAAACCCAAACAAAAAAAAACAACAACAACAGAAACAAAGAGAAAAAGCAACUCAAAAAACAAAAUUUAAAAAAAAAGUGUUACAAAAAAAACUUAAAAAAAAGAAAAUUAUUUAAAAGACAAAACCCGUACUCGUAACGGUGCAGACAACUGAAAAUACCCAGUGAAAAUUCAGAAAAGCGUUGACCAUUUUUUCUCGCAAAGGCGCCACGUCCAAGAGCAAAUCGUUCCAUAUGGUUCAUAUUAUUGAAUUGGUCGGCCAGCCGAAGGUUGAGUUUGCUCAACAAGUUACUCUGAAGCCAGCUGAAAAUGAAAGUCGCAGCGAGCAUCUAGAUCGCAAGCUCUUCGUUGGCAUGCUCAGCAAACAACAGACCGAAGACGAUGUUAGACAAAUCUUCCACCCGUUCGGCUCUAUAGAGGAGUGCACCAUAUUGCGGGGCCCGGACGGUACGAGCAAAGGCUGCGCAUUCGUCAAAUUCGGAACGCAACAGGAGGCUCAGUCAGCAAUAGCCAAUCUACACGGAAGUCAAACUAUGCCGGGUGCAUCCUCCAGCCUGGUCGUCAAAUACGCCGACACAGAGAAGGAACGACAAAUCAGGCGCAUGCAACAAAUGGCCGGUCAUAUGAACCUGCUGAAUCCGUUUGUCUUUAAUCAGUUCAGCCCGUACGGCGCCUACGCUCAGCAACAGCAGCAAGCCGCUCUGAUGGCUGCCGCUGCCACCGCGCCUGGCUCGGCAGCCGCCUACAUGAACCCCAUGGCCGCCCUGGCAACGCAAAUACCUCAUGGCUUGAACGGCACCGGACAGCCGCCCUCUUUGCCCUCGCCGACCAUGCCCAACUUCAGCAUGGGCGCCAACACGCCCAACGGCCAGCCCGGCGGAGCUGCCGCGGCUGCAGCAGCUGCUGCGGCGGACGGGGUCUUCACGAACGGCAUUCCACAAACGGCAUUCCCAGGACAUCCGCUGCAUUUGACUAUACCACCACAAGGUCUGCCAAACGGCGAUGCUGCUACUCUGCAACAUGCCUUCCCUGGGCUGCCACCGUUUCCAGGAGUUGAUUUUCUGAUGUUCCCAGGAUGCUCGAUAUCCGGUCCAGAGGGCUGCAAUCUCUUCAUCUACCAUUUGCCCCAAGAGUUUGGCGAUGCGGAGUUAAUGCAAAUGUUCCUGCCCUUUGGCAAUGUGAUCAGCUCCAAGGUCUUCAUCGAUCGUGCUACAAACCAGAGCAAAUGCUUCGGUUUCGUGUCCUUCGAUAAUCCAGCCAGCGCUCAAGCGGCCAUUCAGGCCAUGAAUGGCUUCCAGAUUGGCAUGAAAAGACUGAAAGUUCAAUUGAAGCGGCCAAAGGAUGCCAGUCGACCCUAUUAACAAUCGGAGUUCCUUAAGUGUAAUUCGCAACAACUACAACUACUUCCUGGAGCACCAACAACAGGAGUAGUCGCAGGAGCAGCCAUGCCACAAACUACAACACAAUUUGCAACAGCAGCAGCAGCAACAGCAUCCACAGCAACAGCCACAGCAACAACCACAGUGCACCACUAUAGUCACAGAAGCAGCUUUAGGCCACCAUUUCCCACUGACAACUCCCCUCAUAUGCCGUAUCAAUUCGCCAGCUGGCGAAAUGGUACCUACUGCUAUCGCUAUAGUACCCCCAGAAACAUCUCCCCCAGCCCAAAAAGCAACAACAACAGCAACAUCAGCAAUACCAACAACUGCAGCAAGGACAACAACAACAGCACCAACAACACCACCAGCAGCAGCACCACCAACAACAAUAGCAGCAACUGCAGCAGCAGAAUGGACGAUUCCCAUCCACAUCCAACUCAACCGGACAUGGCAUCCAAUAGCAACCAGAAGAACCUAUCCAAAGUGGAACUAGUCGAAAAACUGUUCAAGUGGCAGCAACAAAAGCGAAAGACCUAAAGCCACCAGGACCCACAACAGCAACCAUGACAACUGCGGCAACAAUAACGAGCGACUACUGAAAGGAUGGUCUUCACCAUGCUAAGUGAAAAUGAUUAUAAAAAUUAAACACAUGCAAAAGCGUGUGUAAAAAAACCUAAAAAAUAGUAAACAAACAAAAAAAUGUAUAAUAAAAAAAGAAAAUACUUUAGAGCUGAAAUUUAAAUAGAUUUAUAUAUAUAUACAAAACAGCAGAACAUACAUGCAACUAUAUAUAUAUUUAUUCGAUUAUACAUGCAGCCGAAUGCAGUACUUAAAAAAUUAAAGAGAAAACCAACAGAAACAAAAUGAUAAUGAUGUUGAGCAGCCCGAAGAAAGAACAAAAUUUUUUUGCCAAAAUAUCGAUUUAUUAUGAAUAUAUAUAGACACAUAAAUAUAUAUAUUUAUAGAAGCAAGGAACAAACAUUGAUAUUGAUAAUUUUGUUAAAAAGAAAACAACAAACCACAUAACAUAUGCACACCCAACACACACACCACACACAGGACAAAAAACUUGAGACAAAAACUGACUGGCAAGAGACCAAAAUUAUCUGGGUUUUCAAAUAAACAAAAAAAAAACGAAACAAAUAAUGAAUUAAACAAAAAAAAAAACAAAAAAAAAAGAGGGAGAUUCGAGUAGAGCAGCAACCAUUUUAUAAGAAAAAUUGGUGAUGGGAAUUUAUUAAAUUAACAAAAUGCUGCAGAAAACAAAAAAAUUUAAAGAAACCAAAUACAAGAGAAAAACUAUCAAAACUGAAUUUGUUAAUCUGAUGAUGAUAAAAUCGAAUGGAGUUGACAGUUAAACGAGUUAAACGAGAAGGGUGUAGAAGAUGGUGUAGAUGAGCAGAGGGAUUAAAUGAUAGAGUAUAGGCGAUGAUUGAUAGAGGAACAUACAUAGCUCUGCAACUUUUUAGCAUUUAGUGGUAAGCAAAAGGCAGAAUGUUCUAUAUAUGCAUAUACAAGUAUAUAUAUAUAUAUAUAUAUACACAUAUACAUAUAUGUAUAUACAUAUAUGUGUGUGUAUGAAUGAAAAUUAACACAAAAAUUCGAAUUUAAUUAAUUUUAAGUAAAACAAAAGGAUAUAAGAAGUUAGGACUAGACGAGCUCAGAGCAGGCCACUUAAUAUGCGCAAUGCUUUGAUGGCUAUGUGGAAGGAUACGGAUACGUAUGGGGAGAUGGAGGUGGAGUAGGAAUAGGAGAAGACGAAGGACAGAAAGCGCAAUAUAUAUAUACAUAUAUAUGUAUAUAUAUACUGAGGUAUAUAUAUAUAUACUGAGGUAUAUAGUGCUACUGGAUAGGUCGAGCCCAGGCCAAAUCCCCAAAGGGUGUGCCUGGCCUCGCCGCAAAGCAAAAAUAUCAAUUUUUUUUUAUAGUAUAUAAAUGAGAAACUAAUCUAACUAAUCUAAUAUGAAUUUGUUAGAGCUAUUAACGGGAAUCGAGAAAUCGAAUGAAGGAGUAAAAAUAAAACUAGCAAAGAUAAAUUAAUACAAAUCUCUGAAGCGAUCACUUGUGUUGGCCUAAGAACUCUGUUGGAGAUAUUCUUCUACAAUACUAGUUUGCAAUUACGAAUUCUGUUUUUUUGUUCGUUUUGUUUGGAGUUCGGUUGGGAACUUUUCUAAAACUAAUGAAAAUCGUAAUCGAUUUUAUAGUAUAAUAAACUAGUAUUUGUAUAAAAACAAACAACAAAAAUUUUACACUUAAACUUAGCUGCUUGCAACAAAAACAAAUACAGGUACUUACAAAUAUACAUACAUACAUAUAUAUAUGUAUAUAUAUAUAUAAAGAAAACGAUGCAAGAAACAAAACUAAAUAAAAAACUCAAAAGAAUAUAUGAGCAAAGGUAUAAGCUACAAAAGAAACGAAAAGAGAAGCGGAAGAAAACAAAAAUUUUGCUAAGAAAGUAUAUAUACAUAACUAUAAAUAUAUAUACAUACAUAUAUAUAUAUAUAUAUAUACAUAUAUACACAACAGCAGAAACCCGAAGAUUUUGGCCACUUAUUUUCAAGCCCAGCUCCAAGAACCGAACCGAACAGAUAAUGAUACAUAAACAGACCCAUAACCAUACCCAUACCCAGACCCAGACCCAGACCCAGAUAACAAAAACGUUCAAGUUGACCAUAGCGCGCCCUAGCCCGACUAAGAAAACUAUUUAACACUUAACAACUUAAAAUGAUAUAUAUGAUUAAUUAUUGAUUAUUAUUACGAUAUAUGGACAACAAUUAAAUUAGCAUUUUUUAUAAAAAACAAAAAAAAA
This is a messenger RNA of Drosophila miranda, 4804 nucleotides long. RefSeq names its product CUGBP Elav-like family member 4 (gene bru3). Gene Ontology annotation, molecular function: mRNA binding. Lineage: Eukaryota; Metazoa; Arthropoda; Insecta; Diptera; Drosophilidae. Gene Ontology annotation, biological process: regulation of alternative mRNA splicing, via spliceosome; mRNA splice site recognition. The transcript is spliced from 11 exons. The coding region runs from base 850 to 1977 and encodes 375 amino acids. Gene Ontology annotation, cellular component: nucleus; cytoplasm; ribonucleoprotein complex. The record is from RefSeq and is a predicted model, not a curated record.